GGAGACUGAAUAACACUGUAGGGACUGACCCGAGGUCCCGACUGUAUAGAGUGACCAGGAAGCUGGAGAAUAGAAGCUUACACAGGACUACUCCCCUUUCCAAGUUGACAGUGAAUCUUCCAGUCCGCCCAUUUUGAAAUUCUCGUGGUCUGCUCCUUCAGGUUUGGUUGGAGCUCCAUAGCAAGGACCAUGCUUUAUGUUAACAUCUUGACCCCUGACCGUGUCCCCGAAUUUUUCAUCCCACCCAAGUUCACUCCGCAAGAACUGGCCCGAGGUAUGAGCUCAUCUGCUGCACAGAGAGGCCUCAGGGAGUGUCACAUUGCAGUCCCUAGAUCCUGGGGGCUCUUGGGGCCACUCCCUGGCUCAGAGGAUGGUCACACUGAUGGAGACAGCACGGACUGGGACCCUACAUCACAGGCUGCCCUGUCACUGCCUCAUUUUCCCCGGGCCUCCACCCCUUACGGUUUCUGUCGGUUACUGGAAAGUCCUCACACGAGGCGGAAGGAGUCACUCUUCCACAACCAAGGAUUGCCUGCAGGGUUAACGUUCCCCUUCACCCAGCUCUCUGCCCCUGGUUCUGCAGGCAGUGAGCCGGGCAUCUCUCUCAAAUCACCCCCUGUCACCCCGACCCGGGCGCUGAGCAGUCUCCGGACUUGGGGCUUGAAGAAGACUCUGGGCAGUUCAACGAGGAAGGAGCCAAGGAGGCACAACUCCCUGCCCAGCUCCACGGACAGCAGCACAGACCAUAGGCUCAGGUCAGUCGGUGCUCCCUUCACCGCAGGGAUCAUAGCCCUCGGGCACAGCCUAACGAAGGAGAGCACUGCCACUCUAGGAGACACUGGCAUCUUGCGGCUGCGGACUGAAUAUUGCAGUGGGAGACAGCGGGUCUGGCUACGGCUACUGAGUUUGGAGGGUCUGUACGAACGGUACACGGAUUGCCAGACCAUCAGCUGCUGCCUGUCCCUCUACCUGCAACCAGGUAAAAGCCAGAAGCAGCAAACUGCCAUCAUUCGCAGAAGCAGGAACCCAAUCUUCAACCAAGACUUCUUCUUCUUUGGAAUUCCUGAGGACCAGUUGCACUCCAAGUUUUUUAAAAUCAAAGUUAUUAACAAAGCCUCCAGGAUGAAAAGGGGCUGUGUACUAGGUGUUUGCCAGCUGUGUUUAGCCAAUAUUUUACCAAUGUAGGUGCAAUAUAAAAUGUG
Molecule: messenger RNA, 1202 nt
Organism: Stegostoma tigrinum
Lineage: Eukaryota; Metazoa; Chordata; Chondrichthyes; Orectolobiformes; Stegostomatidae
Gene: c2cd4a
Product: C2 calcium dependent domain containing 4A
Exons: 2
Coding region: 190-1185 (331 amino acids)
Source: RefSeq, a predicted model, not a curated record